CAUUAGCUGUGCGGACCACAGCGAGUUGAGUUUUAAUGCCUGGCACUUAAUGGGAAAUAAACAUUACUCACUCCAACUGCUUUCCUUUCCCGCCGGACACAGUCUCAUUUUCUUAAUAUCGAAGAUGCUCCAUGAAUAUUAAUUGGCACCAUUAAACAUUCUUGAUUGUACCGCAGGCAAAUGUUACUGUUGUGAGCUUGACAACGAAGAUGCUUUGUACCCGCAAGCUCAUCAUCGUACAAACAGUGCAUCAGGGAGCAGAGCACUAAUCUGAAGUGGUCUUGAACUGGUGUCAUCAUUAACCAAUGGGUUGAGGUGUGUGUGUGUGUGUCAGGGCAGUAAAAAGAGAUAUAAGUAAUGAAGAUCUGUCAACUUUAAAUGCACGACCUUCACCUGCUACAAUUUACUUGUCAGUGGUGUCAUUACUGAGUACAGCAUCGGUUACCAGCACUCCACAAUAACAUGAGAGCACGAGGAGGCAGGCAGCUAGAAAGAGGGGGGCAAGGCUGACAGAUGAGUAGAAUAAGGCACAGAACGAAAGGAGCGGCGCAGAAAGGCAGGAGCAGCUUGUGUGUGUGUGUGUGUUUGGAAAAGGAGAUCAGGAAUCCAAGAGGUUCAGCUCAAAAGAAAAGAGUCUUCCUCCAGUGCCAGAUCUGAAACCAGCAAGAGGGAAAAAACAGGGGCAAAGCCCCUUUAAUACACAGAGCUGUGGAUGCAGGUGAAGACAGAACGACAGGCUGACAACAUCGUGAAAUAAAACAAGAGGACUAUUACUCUCUGGGUUCUUUGACCAGGCUGGUUUCCACGGUGACAACAUGGGAGCAGUGGUGGGCACUUUGACCAUGCAAACCAAGCAGAGGAGACCAUCCAGAGAUAAAGCAGACGAUGAGCUCGAGAUGACGAUGGUGUGUCACAGGCCAGAGGGUCUUGAGCAACUGGAAGCCCAGACUAAUUUCACCAAACAGGAGCUGCAGAUCCUCUAUCGUGGUUUCAAGAAUGAAUGUCCAAGCGGUGUCGUAAAUGAGGAGACAUUCAAACACAUUUACGCACAGUUCUUCCCUCAUGGAGAUGCAAGCAUGUACGCACAUUACCUUUUCAAUGCGUUUGACACUACAAACAACGGCUCCAUUAAGUUUAAGGACUUCGUAAUGGGUUUGUCUAUACUGCUGCGAGGAACACUAAGAGAGAAACUUGAGUGGACGUUUCACCUUUAUGACAUUAACAGAGAUGGCUACAUAAACAGAGAGGAAAUGACUGAGAUUGUCAGAGCCAUUUAUGACAUGAUGGGCAAGUACACCUACCCUGCACUAAAGGGAGACGUGCCACAGCAGCACGUGGAUGCCUUUUUCCAGAAAAUGGAUAAAAACAAAGACGGAGUGGUGACUUUAGAGGAGUUUGUCAUAGCCUGCCAGGAGGAUGAAACCAUGAUGAGAUCCAUGCAGCUGUUUGAAAACGUGAUGUAGGACAAGGAGAGAUGAUGGAGACAAAGACAUGGAAAAUGAGAGGGCUUAGUGUGAGUGCGUGUGUGUGGAUGCAUAUGUGCAAUACGUCGGUCUCUCCUCCUCUUCUCAUUUCCUUCAGCUGUGGUCUGGAUGCAGCCAAGAAUGCCCCACAAUGACUGAAAUGAAGGGACUUGGACUGGAAUGUUUUCAGCUUUCCUGCAGAGAUUUUUCCACACAAUACAAAGUGACUGAAAAGACAUCGCUCUCAGUCCCGUCUCACAGAUAAAGAUGAUCCUACAUUAGAAGGCUUCUCCCAGCCAGCAAAAAGCUAGUGUUCAAACCGGUGGAACUAUUGUUUUCUUUUUGCCAAACGUUGCUCCUUUUUUGAAACAUACUGUAAAUGCAUGCUUUUGCAAGAGGUUUUGGUUCAUCUCCAAACAUUUGUCAUAACUGUCAUGGGAAUUUGGCCACAAAGACUUCUAUAUUUAUCUCAUGCAUCUAGUGGUUGACAGAUAUGGAACAUGUUUCGAAUGUCAUGGUUUCAGUGACCCUGUACUUUUGUGUCGACCUGGCUGUGUGGUCUGUCUGAUGCUUAUUGUUAAGAGUCUGUCCAAAGCUUUAAGUAGCAAGUCAAACUAUUCGGAAACAGUACGUUCUGUGGGUCUUAUGUGGUAAAUGUACCUGUCUCUGUGUCUAUGUUGGAACUUGCUGUAUGUUUUAGUGAAAAGAAAGGAGAAAUCAAAUCAUUCUUAUAUUUUCACCUGCUGCUCUGCUUCUUGUGGUCAAAUCGGUGUGUUUUUUUUUAGAACAAGUAUUAUGAAAAAUGUGUAGACAUUCUUGGAUUUCAUGAUGAGGCGCCUGCAAAACAAAUUUGUUGAAUAAUUAGAAAGAGGCUUGUGCUCAUCAAACCAAUAACUUUAUUUGCACAGGUGAUUACCGUUAUCUUGUUAAGAGAUGAAAACGUGAAGUCUGUGUGGUACCAUUUUAAUGAUCACUUAGAGUCAGAUGGUGAUUGCUGGGCCAUUCUAUAGUGAAAUCAUAGUAUAAGAAAGUUUCAGAUUAUCUUGCAGGGAAAUACCACUGAAUGUCAGCACCGGAAUGUGAUAUUUUGAUGACACUGAGGACAACUCUGUAAAAGUCAAUAUUUGGCACUGACUCCUCCGUCCAAACUAGAUUUGUGAUGUCACACUGACGUGCCGGUUCAGACAGAAGAUUUCCUGUGAAUCUCUGUGUGUUGAAAACACAGAUUCCGAGCGAGCAGGUCCUAAGCCUCACUAGUGGUAAAAACUUCACUGCGGGUUACAAGGCCUUUUUAAUUUUAAAGGGUGGAAGAAAACUUUUAAUAUAAUAACCUGUAUAUAUACUAGGUCUAUAUCUGAGUAUUUCAAAUGAAUCUAUGUGAGACUAAUUGUUAUUCUAGAUGAUUUAAGAUCUAAAGUUAAAUAAAACAUGACAACAUGACUUAACAGCAUUAUUCUGCAUUAGAAAUGUACACAGUUAAAACAACCAAAGAACUCAUAGAUCAAGAAAACAAAGAAUAUGCAAAAAGAAAAAAAAAGUAUGUAAAGUAUCUAUGAUUCAUCAAAAAACGCUCUUUUUACACAAGGUUUCUGCAUUUAUUGCUUUGACUAUUUGGGUUAAUUAUACAGUUAUAUAAUAACCUAAUAUGAAAUAUCUAUAAAAUGUCGCUUAGUUCACUUAACAACAGAAAAGGUAUCGCUUAAGGGAAAAAGUUAGGAACCGCUGUGCCAGGAUACAAUAGUUUAAGCAUUAAAAUAUCACUCUCUGCUGUAUGGUACGUCAGUGUGACAUCACAGUCUCUGAUAUCUUGAGUUGUUGAAUCUUAAAUAUAAAUUUAAUUCUAAGCCAUAUGAAUAAA
Larimichthys crocea (large yellow croaker) is the source of this 3321-nucleotide messenger RNA. It is a transcript of the gene kcnip1b, whose product is annotated as Kv channel interacting protein 1 b. Gene Ontology annotation, cellular component: voltage-gated potassium channel complex. The transcript has 8 exons. Gene Ontology annotation, biological process: regulation of potassium ion transmembrane transport. Gene Ontology annotation, molecular function: potassium channel regulator activity; calcium ion binding; transmembrane transporter binding. The record is from RefSeq and is a predicted model, not a curated record. The coding region runs from base 816 to 1463 and encodes 215 amino acids. NCBI's taxonomy places the organism in Eukaryota, Metazoa, Chordata, Actinopteri, Sciaenidae.